GGAAACAAUAACAAACAGCAGGAAGGAGCGAUCGUGGCUCUGGGUGUCGCGUAGCUCGCUGAGAAGAUGCUUUCCGGGCCCUGGGAGGGGAUGUGAAAGGGCUCGCGGGCUCCGGCCGGCCUUUCUCCAUCCGUCCCCCUCAGGGGGCCUGGCUCCUGCCAUGGCGGGCGUGGGGCCGGUGGGCUACGCGGCGGAGUUCGUGCCACCUCCGGAGUGCCCAGUCUUUGAGCCUAGCUGGGAAGAGUUCACAGAUCCGCUCAGCUUUAUCGGCCGCAUCCGGCCUCUGGCUGAGAAAACCGGCAUCUGCAAAAUCCGGCCGCCUAAGGACUGGCAACCACCAUUUGCCUGUGAAGUAAAAAGCUUUCGUUUUACUCCCAGAGUCCAGCGCCUGAAUGAACUCGAGGCAAUGACUAGGGUGAGACUGGACUUCUUGGAUCAACUGGCAAAAUUCUGGGAACUUCAAGGAUCUACUUUGAAGAUCCCCGUGGUGGAGAGAAAAAUCCUGGAUCUGUACGCUUUGAGCAAGAUUGUUGCCAGCAAAGGAGGUUUUGAAAUGGUCACCAAGGAGAAGAAAUGGUCUAAAGUGGGAAGCCGCUUGGGGUAUCUGCCAGGAAAAGGAACUGGGUCUCUUUUGAAGUCCCACUAUGAAAGAAUUCUCUACCCAUAUGAACUGUUCCAGUCUGGUGUCAGCCUUAUGGGUGUACAAAUGCCUAAUUUAGAUCUUAAGGAAAAAGUGGAACCUGAGGUUCUCAGUGCUGAUAUCCAAACUUCCCCUGAGCCGGGCACCAGGAUGACCAUUCUGCCUAAGAGAACAAGACGGGUCAAGUCUCAGUCAGAAUCUGGAGAAAUGAACAAAAACACAGAAUUGAAGAAACUCCAGAUCUUUGGGGCUGGACCCAAGGUUGUGGGCCUGACAGUUGGAACAAAAGAUAAAGAAGAUGAGGUCACCCGAAGACGAAAAGUUACCAACAGGUCAGACGCAUUUAACAUGCAAAUGAGACAACGGAAAGGAACUCUCUCUGUUAACUUUGUUGAUCUCUACGUGUGUAUGUUUUGUGGUCGAGGAAACAAUGAAGAUAAAUUGCUUUUGUGUGAUGGAUGUGAUGAUAGCUAUCAUACCUUCUGUCUAAUCCCCCCACUACCUGAUGUUCCUAAAGGAGACUGGAGGUGUCCUAAGUGUGUCGCUGAGGAAUGUAACAAACCUCGAGAAGCCUUUGGAUUUGAACAAGCCAUACGAGAGUAUACACUUCAGAGCUUUGGAGAGAUGGCGGAUAAUUUCAAGUCUGACUAUUUCAAUAUGCCAGUCCAUAUGGUUCCCACAGAACUAGUAGAAAAGGAGUUCUGGCGGCUGGUUAGCAGCAUUGAAGAAGAUGUCAUUGUGGAGUACGGAGCUGAUAUCUCCUCAAAAGACUUCGGAAGUGGAUUUCCUGUGAAGGAUGGUCGGAGAAAGAUGUUGCCAGAAGAAGAGGAGUAUGCACUUUCUGGUUGGAAUUUGAAUAACAUGCCUGUCCUGGAGCAGUCUGUUCUUGCACACAUCAAUGUGGAUAUUUCUGGCAUGAAGGUGCCAUGGCUCUACGUGGGAAUGUGUUUCUCUUCCUUUUGCUGGCACAUUGAGGACCACUGGAGUUACUCCAUUAACUACUUGCAUUGGGGGGAGCCAAAGACAUGGUAUGGUGUACCAUCUCAUGCUGCAGAGCAACUGGAAGAGGUGAUGAGGGAGCUGGCCCCUGAGUUGUUUGAGUCCCAGCCUGAUCUGCUACAUCAGUUAGUCACCAUCAUGAACCCCAACGUGCUAAUGGAGCACGGUGUGCCUGUAUACAGGACCAAUCAGUGUGCAGGCGAGUUUGUUGUGACAUUUCCUCGUGCCUAUCAUUCUGGAUUUAACCAGGGCUACAACUUUGCUGAAGCUGUGAACUUCUGUACUGCUGACUGGUUGCCCAUCGGACGUCAGUGUGUAAAUCAUUACCGACGCCUACGGCGCCAUUGUGUCUUUUCACAUGAGGAGCUCAUUUUCAAGAUGGCAGCAGACCCAGAGUGCUUGGAUGUGGGGCUGGCCGCUAUGGUCUGCAAAGAAUUGACUCUCAUGACUGAAGAAGAAACACGACUGAGGGAGUCUGUUGUACAAAUGGGUGUCCUGAUGUCUGAAGAAGAAGUGUUUGAACUUGUUCCUGACGACGAGCGACAGUGCUCAGCUUGCAGAACCACAUGUUUCCUUUCUGCUCUCACGUGCUCCUGCAAUCCUGAGCGGCUUGUGUGUCUCUACCAUCCAGCUGACCUGUGCCCCUGCCCCAUGCAAAAGAAGUGCCUGAGAUAUCGCUACCCAUUAGAAGACCUCCCUUCUCUUCUUUAUGGUGUAAAAGUCAGGGCACAGUCCUAUGACACUUGGGUCAGUCGUGUUACAGAAGCAUUAUCUGCUAACUUCAACCACAAGAAAGAUUUGAUUGAAUUGCGAGUAAUGCUAGAAGAUGCUGAGGAUAGGAAAUAUCCAGAAAAUGAUCUCUUUCGAAAGCUCAAGGAUGCCGUAAAAGAAGCCGAGACUUGUGCUUCCGUGGCCCAGCUGCUUCUGAGCAAAAAGCAGAAACAUAGGCAGAGCCCAGACAGUGGGAAAACUCGGACCAAGCUGACGGUAGAAGAAUUGAAGGCCUUUGUCCAACAGCUUUUUAGUCUUCCGUGCGUUAUCAGCCAAGCUCGACAAGUAAAGAAUCUGCUUGAUGAUGUGGAAGAGUUCCACGAGCGAGCUCAGGAGGCAAUGAUGGAUGAAACCCCGGAUUCUUCCAAGCUCCAGAUGUUGAUAGACAUGGGUUGUAGUCUGUAUGUGGAGCUACCUGAAUUACCUCGACUGAAGCAAGAGUUACAGCAGGCUCGAUGGUUGGAUGAAGUAAGACUGACCCUCUCAGAUCCACAGCAAGUCACUUUGGAUAUCAUGAAAAAACUGAUUGACUCUGGGGUAGGGUUGGCACCCCACCAUGCUGUGGAGAAAGCAAUGGCUGAGCUGCAGGAGCUCCUUACAGUCUCUGAACGAUGGGAAGAAAAGGCUAAGGUCUGCCUACAGGCAAGACCUCGGCACAGUGUGGCAAGUUUAGAAAGCAUUGUCAAUGAAGCCAAAAACAUUCCAGCUUUUCUGCCCAACGUGUUGUCUCUCAAAGAAGCCUUACAAAAGGCUCGAGAGUGGACGGCGAAAGUGGAAGCUAUUCAGAGCGGCAGCAACUACGCUUACUUGGAGCAGCUUGAAAGCUUAUCUGCCAAAGGCCGCCCUAUCCCUGUGAGACUUGACGCGCUGCCACAGGUGGAGUCGCAGGUGGCCGCGGCGCGCGCCUGGAGAGAGCGUACGGGGCGGACCUUUCUUAAGAAGAACUCCAGCCAUACGUUGUUACAGGUGCUAAGCCCUCGGACUGACAUUGGUAUAUAUGGGAGUGGUAAAAACAGAAGGAAAAAAGCAAAAGAACUAAUAGAAAAAGAAAAAGAAAAGGAUGUAGAUCUUGAGCCUUUGAGUGAUUUGGAGGAAGGACUGGAGGAAACCAGAGAUACAGCCAUGGUGGUGGCAGUAUUCAAAGAACGAGAGCAAAAAGAGAUUGAAGCCAUGCAUUCCCUGAGAGCAGCCAACCUGGCCAAGAUGACAAUGGUGGACCGUAUAGAAGAAGUAAAGUUUUGUAUCUGCCGUAAGACAGCCAGCGGGUUCAUGCUUCAGUGUGAGCUCUGCAAAGACUGGUUCCAUAACAGCUGUGUUCCCCUUCCUAAAUCAAGUUCCCAGAAAAAAGGAUCCAGCUGGCAGGCUAAAGAAGUUAAAUUCCUUUGUCCUCUUUGUAUGCGGUCUCGGAGGCCCAGGCUAGAGACUAUACUGUCACUGCUGGUGUCCCUUCAGAAGCUGCCUGUGCGGUUGCCUGAAGGAGAGGCCCUUCAGUGUCUCACUGAACGUGCCAUGAGUUGGCAGGACAGAGCCCGGCAGGCCCUCGCCACAGAUGAACUGUCGUCCGCCUUGGCCAAACUGUCUGUGCUAAGCCAGCGGAUGGUUGAACAGGCAGCCCGAGAGAAAACGGAAAAGAUCAUCAGUGCCGAACUCCAGAAAGCAGCUGCCAACCCAGACUUACAGGGACACCUGCCUAGCUUUCAGCAGUCUGCGUUUACCCGGACGGUGAGCAGCGUGUCGUCCUCCCCUCGACACACGGUGGAGUAUGACGACGAGGAGACUGACUCGGAUGAGGAUGUGCGGGAGGCCUAUGGCUGCGACGUGAAGGACACAGCCAGUGUGAAGUCCUCUAGUAGUCUGGAACCCAACCUCUUUUGUGAUGAAGAAAUCCCCAUCAAGUCAGAGGAAGUGGUGACUCAUAUGUGGACGGCACCUUCAUUCUGCGCAGAACAUGCUUAUUCUUCUGCUUCUAAGAGCUGUUCUCAAGGUACUAGCACCCCAAGGAAACAGCCUCGAAAGAGCCCUUUGGUUCCCCGAAGUUUGGAGCCUCCAGUGUUGGAGUUGUCACCUGGAGCUAAAGCCCAGCUGGAAGAACUUAUGAUGGUCGGGGACCUCUUGGAAGUGUCUCUGGAUGAAACUCAACACAUAUGGCGAAUUUUGCAGGCUACACACCCACCCUCGGAAGACAGAUUCCUACAUAUCAUGGAGGAUGACAGUAUGGAAGAGAAACCAUUAAAAAUGAAGGGAAAAGACUCUUCAGAGAAGAAACGGAAACGGAAACUAGAAAAGGUAGAACAGCUUUUUGGAGAAGGAAAACAGAAAUCCAAGGAGCUGAAGAAAAUGGAUAAACCAAAAAAGAAGAAAUUAAAAUUAAAUACAGACAAAUCAAAGGAGCUGAACAAAUUGGCCAAGAAACUAGCAAAAGAAGAAGAGAGAAAGAAAAAGAAGGAAAAAGCUGCAGCAGCCAAAGUUGACCCUGUGAAAGAGAGUACUGAGAAGAAGAGAGAGAAAAAAGUGCUGGACAUCCCCUCCAAGUACGACUGGUCGGGGGCAGAGGAGUCGGAUGACGAGAACGCCGUGUGCGCGGCGCAGAACUGCCAGCGGCCCUGCAAGGACAAGGUAGACUGGGUACAGUGUGAUGGUGGCUGUGAUGAGUGGUUUCAUCAAGUUUGUGUGGGUGUAUCUCCAGAAAUGGCUGAAAAUGAAGAUUACAUCUGUAUAAACUGUGCAAAGAAGCAGGGGCCAGAUAGCCCAGGUCAUGCACCGCCUUCUUCCUUCAUAAUGAGCUACAAACUGCCAAUGGAAGAUCUUAAAGAAGCCAGUUAGCAGAUGCUUGCUUAGUUUGGGACAUGGAGGGGACAGACCAUGAUGAGACCUUAGUUUAUAAAGCAGAGUGGUUGAGAUCCACUCAGAACGUUGCUUCCAAAGAUGAAUGGCCUUCCAAGAAAGUCCUUUUAGUGUUAGCUUCCCCCUGCAUGGACUGUGUGGGCUGCAUUCUCCAUCAGCACAUCUGUGCAGAGGAUGUCUUCUUUGGUACAACAGCCGACACUUCAAUUCAUGUCUCUUGAGUACGGUUUACUGCAUUAAGACCAGAGACUUGGCAGCGCUCACAAGGGGCUGCUUGGCAUUAACGCUUCAGUGUGCUAGCAGGGCACGCGUAGGAUGUAGCUUAAGGCCCGCUGAUGAUGGAGGCUUGUCACUUAGCGGCACCGCUGUCUGAAGGUGCUGAUUGCUUGAAUAUCUGGAGUCAGAGUACAACUUUCCUACCACUAUUACUGGCAUUUAAUGUCCCAUAAAUACAACUAAGGAACAGGUCAAAGUUAUUCGUAGAAUUAAUGGGAGAGUAGUCCAGUCUGUAGGCCUCAGCUGCUUGUGCUUGUUUAUAUACAAGAAGAAAAUCCCAAAUAAGAGAACCUUAUACCAUCUGGGCAGAUCGAUCACUUUACUUUUCUAAGCAGGUAGCUGACUACACCGGAUGCUUAAAAGACUUUUUUUAAUGCAAGGCAAAAAGCCUUUUUUUGCCUUUGAGAAGUUUGAGUGUCUUGGGUCUGCAUUUUAGAAAACAACAGGUACACAGUUCUAAGCUUCUUUACAAGAGAAAAGGCAAGAAGAAGAAGAAGAAGACCAGAAUGUCUUGCUGAGCCACAGCCUGCAUGCUUUUUUGGGAAACCUUUGUUCACAAGUAUUCCAGAUUCCAUCUGGCUUCCGGCAUGGCCAUGAGCAAGACAAGCAUCGGCGUCUUGCCUCGCAGCUCUGACCCAGCGUUUGCUCUUCCCAACGUGGCAGUGUCUGAACACACGCACAGCAAAUGCUGUUGAGUAACCGGGACUUCAUCAGAAUGUGGGGUUGUGGUACCUCUGCGUGAUAAAGUUGUUUUAGUAAAUCCAUUUUUAAAAAGGAAAAAAGGACUUGUUUUUACUUUUUUCUAAAUGUCUGACUACUGACUGUUCUAUACAUAGAUUAUUUUUUUUAAUAUACAUAUAUGAAUAUAUAAAUAUAUAUAUAUAUAUAUUUACUGUUACCAGCAGCAUAUGACAAAAAUUUUAGCAUCCAAAAUCCAUUUGGGAGGUUGCUUUUUCUUUUGUGUGUUUUGAUAAGGAAAUCCCAUUCUUUCUUUGUCGUAUGAGGAGUUAGCAUUCCCUUUGCCAUCCGUUUUGGUUUUGUUCAAAUAGAUAAUUAUAUUUUCUUUGUGUUUGUGUGUUGGGACUUGGCCCAGUCUGUUGGGAAACUUGGGUCUUACUCUAGUUUGUACUAGUUGUUUUUUCUUUUGAAUGUGAAUGUUGAAACUACGGUGCUGUCCGUCUCCCUCCUACUGUGUCUUCUGUUCUUGUUAGGUAAGAUGUAUAAACUCUUACUAGAAGGGGGGCUUUUUUAAAUAGGUCAAAAGAUAAGUUACUAAAAAUAGUGUCUUGUCUCACUAUCCUGUGUCCUUUAUUUUGGUUUAAAAGUCUGUGGUUUGACUUAAAUUUAUUAGUUGUCCUUUUUUUAAAAGAGGAGAUUGGCAUGGAUCUAGAACAGUUUGUAGUCUCCUGUCCCCUUUCUGUCAGUCUUAUUAAAAGAAAUGUCUUCUAGUAAAUAGAAGUGAAAUGUACUGUCCUGUUACAGUUUGAGUAGGUAUGAGAUCUAACUCAAGGCAUCUUACUAAAAGGAGAAAAAAAGUUUUCAUAUAAAAUCAAUUUCUGUAAAGGGUUUCUCUGUGGUUUUAAUACCUACUGUUUGCUCAUUCUUCCUUUAAUACUAGGUAGCAUUUGAGGGUUUUGACCUGUUGAGGGCUUUGUCUGUGUUGCUGUGUGUGAUGUCUUGAGGUCUCAUCUCAAGUGUACAACUUAAAACUUCAGUGAACAUUGUGAGGUAACUAGUUUCCACUUUUCCUGAAGUACCGAUAGAUUAUUACUUGAUAAUUUUUCAGAGUAACGUUAUAGAAGAAAGCACAAUAUUUUUUACCAUUUGGUCUCUGUAAAAGUCUUUAAAUAUUUAUGGGUUAAAAACUCAAAAGUAGGAGAAGGGUAUACGGAACACAUUUAAAAUGUUGAUUUUUCCCUUCCCAGUCACCAAGGGACAGUAGUGAGGAUGCUGAGAAAGGUGUCUGGUAUCUUGAGGUGUGCAGUGGGUGGCUAGGGAGUGGUCUGGGGAAUAAUUUGUGUGCUUGCUAUGGGUUGAGUCUGGUGGAGACCUGGAAAACGAGAUAGUCAUCCUUUGAUAGUUUGAAACUUGAAUAUUUCAUGUAAUUGAUACUAUGGUAUAUUCCACAGUAAUUUGGAAGUUGUAGUCUGUCCUGACUAUAAAUGUAGGUCAAGGCUGAAAAGAACAGAGGAAAGAAGGUAGUCCUCCCCUCUCCAAAAAUAAUUUGCAGUUUUGGAAUUAGUGAAAUAAAGAAAUAUUGGUGUUCUAAUGUAAAGUAUUAAUUUCACUUUAAGGAAAUUAAUUUGCAACCAACUUUACUCUUCUGUACUGUUAAUAUUUUGUAUUAAAACUUAAAAGGUUUCUCUACCAUUCCUAUUUCCUCAGAGUUUGAAUUCUUUAUCAUUCAUACUUCACCCUGUGUUUAAUUCUUUCAAAGAUAUUUCUCACUACUGUCAUUGCAAAUAUUUUGACAAAUAUUUUGACAAUAUUUUGCAAAUAUUUUGACAUUAGAAUUAUGCAAAUCCCUAGUUUAGAAGUACAAGUCUGGUGUUAGUGGUUAGCUUCUAGCUAGGAAGGGAAGACGGUACAUUUUCCUCUAACACAUUUUUAUUUCACUUCCUGAUGGUUAUUGAAAAAGCCAUGUUGAGGUGUAGAUCCUGGCUCCCUUGCUAAGCCGCUCCAAACCAGCUUUGCCUGCAUGAUUCAGACUUGUGCCUUAGUAAAAUUAUGAUUACUGCAUGUCAUACUUUGAAUAAUUGAGAAGGUAAACAUUUAAUCUGGUUGCCCACAAUCUAAUAAUAAAAAACAUGGUAAAUGCCAAAAGAUCUGUAAGAGUAGCAUGACUUUACCUGUGCUUCUCUUCUGUUCUUCUCUGCUUCUGUCACUAACAGGUAUCCAAGAAAUGUCAGUUCAUUUUCUUCUUGCUCGUUAGAUUUUAGAAGCAGUUCAGUUCUCUACUGUCUCAAUUCCAUAGUACAUUUGUGUAUCACCCAGUACUUAUCUUUGGAGGAUGAAAGAGAAAAUAAAACCUCUCUGACAAAGUAUGGGAUUAUCCACUUUUUGAAGGAGAAAGGUGACAUUAGAGUGGGAUUUGAAAAUUGUAAACUGUAGAAAAUUGAGCUGUUGAAGUCCCACAUGUAACCAUGUUCAAUAAAGUUUCACAUAUGAAUAAUUAGCUUCAUACAUGUGUAUGCAGUUGCUUCUGCAGUAGGUCCUGAAGUGUAGGUCCCUUUGAAAUUCCUCCCCUCCUUCUUUGCCAUCUCCUCCUCCCUCCUCUUCCUCUUUCCUCUUUUCUCCUUCUUAGUCCUCCUCCCUUCUUCCUCCUUGUCUUCGUUCUCCUUUCCUCUGCCAAGUGGAAAAGAGUGAAUGUUAGUACAUUUUGGAAUUGCACCUUUUCUUGGCCUGGCUCGUACCUAGUCACCACUAUGCAGCCUAGGAUGUGCACCAGAGUAGGACCUGGUGGGUUUUAAAGAUGUAUCCUGCUUGCUCUUGUUUUUACAGUACUUUGUGUGAACAGGAACAAAUGUCUUUUGGGAACUCAGUAUCUCCUAUUGAUUAUUCCCUUCCAUAUUUAUAAUUUACCAUGGUUAUGAGUGGUGUUUUAUGAAAAGUAUAACUUGAUUUCUUGAUUUUUUAGCAUGUUUUAUGUUUUAUUUUCUGAAAGAAUAUUAGAUAUUGGUUGCAUUAUAUCAGAAAAUUUGUACAAGCAUGUGUGUGUUUACACGUGUGUAUUCACUCAGGUUUUCCAUUCCCACCCUCAACCCAAGACCUUGUCAUUUACAUUGGUAGCAACUUUAAAUGGUAACCAAGUACAGUUUGGUAAUAAGUGUUGAUAAUCCUGAGGAAGAUUAGUAAGUAUACGGGAGUCACUUUUAACUUGUGCCAAAGCAUUUUCUAAUAUUUUUAUUUGCUAGUUAUAAACUGAGCUGAAAUAAUUUGCUCAUUCAUAUGGUUAGCUUACUAUCAUUAAUGAGAGUAGCAUUUUUAGAAAGUGUGAAGUAGUAAUGAUUCCUGUAGCUCUCAUUUGUCCCAUUCUUAUCAAGAAACCAGUGAUGGCCAGUAGACAUUUUAUCACCUUUGGUUCUUAAGAAAUACAUCCCUUUGCAGUGAACCAGUGGGAAGGAAAACAGGAAAAUAACUUCCUUUUUUCUUUGGCCUCCAAAUUCUCACUAUCUCAAACUGCAAAUUGCUUCAAGAAUGUAAAUGGUACCUCCCCAUUCUGAACUUACUGUAUUUUCUAAGUAUGUGGGAUAGAUCAUUGCUAAAAACUGUAAAGUUCUAUGUGCAGUGAAAUUUGUCUUAGUUUCAUGAAGUGUGUGGCUAUAUAUUUUUGUAUAUGUUGGUAGGAAGUAAGCAGGAAAAAAAUCUGGUUUUCUCUUAACUUGGAAAAUAUUCUUGACAACAACAACAAAAACGAUACUUGAAAUUUCCUAAGAUGACAGGUCUUUUCCUUUGUAAAAACUACACGUGCUCCUCCUAGUUUAGAUCAAGUAUUUCUUGGGCCUUUGCCAUUGUGGUUAGUACCAAUAAAUGGGACAUCCUGAAUUUCUUCAUGGAAAGAUUGACCGUUGAUUGGAAGAUGAUACAAGAUGAAAGUUGAGAACAAUAUUAAGUGUGAUUGGAAAAUAUGGUGAAUGUUUAAAAUGUCAUAUAUAGUAAAAGACACAUUGCCA
Octodon degus (degu) is the source of this 10203-nucleotide messenger RNA. It is a transcript of the gene Kdm5a, whose product is annotated as lysine demethylase 5A. Gene Ontology annotation, molecular function: histone demethylase activity; DNA binding. Gene Ontology annotation, biological process: chromatin remodeling. The transcript has 28 exons. The record is from RefSeq and is a predicted model, not a curated record. NCBI's taxonomy places the organism in Eukaryota, Metazoa, Chordata, Mammalia, Rodentia, Octodontidae. Gene Ontology annotation, cellular component: nucleus. Bases 161 to 5233 code for a protein of 1690 amino acids.